Vanrija pseudolonga is the source of this 417-nucleotide messenger RNA. RefSeq lists its product as uncharacterized. NCBI's taxonomy places the organism in Eukaryota, Fungi, Basidiomycota, Tremellomycetes, Trichosporonales, Trichosporonaceae. Bases 1 to 417 code for a protein of 138 amino acids. The transcript is spliced from 2 exons. The record is from RefSeq and is a predicted model, not a curated record.
AUGUCGCCGCGCCGCAAGGCGCCGCCCCUCAUCAUGCCCGAGAUCUCCGUCACCGUCCACCCGCCGUCGCCUGUCGACCGCGCUUCUGUGCCGGCUCUGCGGCCGCCGAAAGCUGGCCCCCCGCCCGCCGUGCGCGACCUGCGCGCCGAGAUCGAGGGGGCCACGGGGGUGCUGAAUCGCAACUCGCGGCUACUGCAGAACACUACCACGCCAGUAUACUGGGAGGACGAGGAACGCGCGCGGCAGAUGAAGGCCGACAGUAUCAAGCGUCGCGAGAGAUUCAGGAAAUUCAAGGUGCGGACGAAGGAGGGGGAAGGAAGCUCACGCCAGAUCCCACUCAUCAUUGCUAUUGCGGUCCUCGUCGGCGGGGGCAUCGCUGGCAUCAUCUUCGGUGAGCUCGACAACCCGGUCCGGUAG